GGCGAAGCCGCCGCCACUUCCGCCGUGAAGAGCCCCCCCCCUGCGCCAGCAGUAAACAUGGCGGAGUCGGUGCUCGAAGUUGUCGGGAAGCUGCAAUCGCGGCUCUCGGGCGGUUCGGAGCCCAAGCAGCUGAUGAAGAGUUUGAAGAGGCUUUCCGAGUUGCCUAUCACGGUUGAUAUUCUUCUGGAAACCGGAGUAGGAAAGACGGUGAACAGCUUACGGAAGCACGAACAGGUUGGAGACUUUGCCAAGAACUUGGUGGCCCGGUGGAAGAAGCUGGUGCCUGUCCCGCCGGAAACAGAGCGACAUAGCCUUGAACCUGUUGAGCGCAACUACGACCGAAGCGUCCCUCGGAAACGGCAGCUAGAGCCGUCCCCGCCGGUGGAUGACGAGGUUGAGCAGGACUACCCGGAGGUGUAUCAGCCUUCUGGAAGCCAAAUAUAUGACCUAGACCAUGGCGUGAAGAAAGCCAAGCGGUAUGCAGAGCCCGAGAGGGCCCAUCCGCCCGUGAGCUAUGGUGCUCCGGACAGAAGGACAUGGGGCGGACAUUCCCCCGCGCUCUCAGACCAGGAAUGCUCCGAUUAUGGGCAGGCGCCUUUGCCUGAACCGGGCGAGAGCCCUCCCGAACUGUAUGUGGACCUCUGUCCUCCUGAGGACCAGGAAAGAGAGCCAAAGUCUCUUAACCAGAAAGCCAACAAAGGCCACAGCUUUCAGGACAGGCAGGAAGGAAGCCACAGUCGGCCCUUGAGCGACUCCCAGGACAAAAGCAGCUCGGGUCGGAGCAAGGAGCAUAAGUCUUCUCACAAGGAGAAGCAGCGGGCAGAAGCCAAGGGAGAGGAGCGGGGCCCUUCUUUUAACCUCCAGCGGCUGCAGAAAGGUUCUUCCAAGGAGCCUCCCCGAGAAGCCUCUUUGACCACCAGCAGCGCCGGCAAAGAGAGGCUGAAGACCAGCUUAGAUGGUUCUAAGCGGGAGAAGAAAAGAGAAAGCAGCGGCGCCAAGAAGGAGAAGCUACACGCCGACGUCGAGGAGACCUCAGAGGACUACGGGAAGAAGCAAAAGCUGAUGGACUCUGAGAGAGCCAAGCCAGAGAAGGCGAAGCUCAGUGCAGAGGGUGCUCAUGGAGACCGGGAGAAACGAAAACCGGAAGGGGAUUCCUCCAGUCGGAACAAGGAGAAAAAGGUUUCUUCCGGCAGCUUAAAAACCCCGGAGGGCAAAGCCAAAGCUCCCGAGUCCCACAAAAGAACAGUGGGGUUCUCCCCUCCCAAUCCCAGGGAAGGAGAAGGGGAGGAUGAGUACGAGCAGCCCACGAUGUCCUUCGAGUCCUACCUGAGUUACGACCAGCCUCAGAAAAAAAAGAAGAAAGUGGUCAAGACCCCAGCUCCCGUCGUCGCGGAAAAGGACAAAGACCGAGGGCUCGGGAAGCAGAACGGUUCCAAAUCGAAUGCCAAAAGCGCCGAGGCGAGCCGGAAACUCCACAAGCAGGCCAGCGAGAAGAAGCCGUCGGGGGCAUCCAAACCGAAAAAGAUCGUCUUUGAUGUGGUGCCAACGCUCCCCGAUAUCCCUUUACCUCCCAUCCAGGCCAACUACCGCCCACUCCCUUCGCUCGAAUCCAUUCCCCCUGCCCAACCAAAGAGGAAAGCUUUGUCCUCUCCCAUUGAGGAAGACGAGGCGGGCUUCACGGGACGCCGGCUGAACUCCAAGAUGCAAGUGUACUCGGGCUCCAAGACCGCCUACCUUCCAAAGAUGAUGACGCUCCAUGAGCAGUGCAUCCGGGUCCUCAGCAAUAACAUUGACUCAAUCUAUGAAGUGGGGGGCGUCCCUUACUCUGUACUGGAACCAGUCUUGGAGAAAUGCACCCCGGAGCAGCUGUACCGCAUCGAAGAGUGUAAUCACGUUUUAGUUGAGGACACCGACCGGUUGUGGCACGUUCACUGCCUUCGCGAUUUCAAGAAGGAGAAGCCCGAAGAGUUUGAGACGUGGAGGGAGAUGUACUUGCGCCUGCACGAUGCUCGGGAGAAACGGCUACGCAUGCUGACUCAAAACAUCCGAUCAGCUCACGCCAAUAAACCCCAAGGCAGGGUCGCCAAGAUGGCGUUUGUGAACUCAGCAGCCAAACCACCCCGGGAUGUGCGACGAAGGCAAGAGAAAUUUGGGACCGGAGGAGCGGCAGUCCCAGAAAAGAUCUAGAUAAAGCCAGUGUUCUUCACACCCAGCAAAAGCAGCACCAUUCAUGCUGAAGAGGAGCAGUCCUAUGAUGGGCCCAGCACGAGCAGCGGCCACUCGGGACCCUCUGUGAGCAGCAUCUCCUCAGUCAGCUAUGACCCCCGAAAGCCUCCUGUGAAGAAAAUUGCACCUAUGAUGGCAAAGACGAUUAAAGCCUUCAAGAACCGAUUUUCCCGGAGAUAAAGGGACCUGCGUGUGAGCCGGCGAGAAGGGAAUUCUUCUGUUGGAUGGAAGCAGCGCUUGAUGGGGAAAGAGGGGAGGGGUCAGGGAUGGCCAAGAAUUCCCCCAGACCCACUCCUAAGACUAACAACAGCACAGUAUUGUUCAAAGCAGCCCUUGGGUUCCUUCCCUGAUCCCACAAGCAAACUCUGUCUGCCCAGUGUUUUGUUCUUAAAAAAAUGCAUCGUCUCGGCGCUCGCCGAGACAAGAAGGUCCACAGACAGUUGCUCUGUAUUCUGUCUUUUCUCUCUGAACUCUUGAGAUGGAAGGAAACCCCCCUUCUUCUUCUACUUGUGGUAUUUGUGUCUCGGUCCUCUUCUUAAGGAUCCAGGUCCCUCUGUGUGUCCCAUUCGAAGGAGUCUCUUUUGCGACACUGUUACCCAGAAAAAGGCCCUUAACUGUGAUUUUGGCUGCUCCUUUUCAAGCUCUUUUGGGGAAUUCUGGAGUCCUUGCCAGCCUUCUGUGGAAUCUUCUCUGAAGCAUCUCAUAUCCUCAGUUCUUAAACCCCAGAUUUCAGAUUCACCCCCCCAACACACUCAUAAAAUCUGUAUGCCAGAUACAUGUCAGUUUGGCCUUUCUAUUCUACGGACACCAGAAACUGGUGCUGAGGACCCCUCUGUUCUUUCCUGCAGCUCAUUUGACCCAAAAUUAAAACAACAGCAACUCCAAACCCUCCCACUUCUGCUUUUUAGAUUUCUAGGAGGGACAAGCGGUAUGAACUGUUGAGAGGAGGGGCGCUCAGGAGGUUGUGGGGGCCGGGGAGGGAGGAAUGUCCCUCUACACGAGUCUAAAUUUUAAGCACUUGCCCAAGUUUUAAAUUGGUCUCUACUGACAACAGCUGCGGUUUUAAAACAGAGUUAUGGUUUCAUAUUUGGGGGACUCUGUUACGUCCCUUCCCCUCUUCAAUUCACGACAGGAGAGCAAUCUUAGAUUUGGUGUUGCUGCUGUUUUAGUUUCAGUUUUGGUCAGAAAACCUCUCUGGCUUAAAAAAAAUGAACAAACUGGCACUUUAAUUCACGAGGUCUGUGCAAAGAACCUUAGGGCAGAUGCGACACUGUCUUAUGGUCUGUUUUAGUGUUCACGCCAGACUGCUUGACAGGAAGAGGAUGGAACUAAAACCUCUCUUGAUCUUGGGUGGUACCUGAUCCGCAGAAGGCCCUGGGCAAAAUAAUUUGGUUCAUCCGGGAGCAGCGCUGCCUGCAUCUGAAUGGAAUUGGGAGCCACAUUUUACCCUAGGAGAGGCCAGGAGAACUCAUGCCUCGGUUCUGUCCAUCAGAGGAGCAUUGUGGGGAACAACAUUUCUCAGUUACUGCUGUUUCAGCGUCAGAGCGGAUGAGAUGGUCUAAUAAGGCUGUUUUUACUGGUGGGGACAGGGUUGGGGGCAGGGGGAGAAAAUCUCAUUUCAGAGUCUUGAUGGUAUGCUGUUCUUGGUGCCAAGACUAAAAUGACCUUCAGCUAGGAGGGUUUCGAAAGGGGCCCAGCCUUUUCCCGGUAGCGUAGAGGAGACAACCAAAUUCUCUCCAGUGGCUUUCGAAGGCCACCCUUGGGAAAACUCUAACCUCUCCUGAAAGGCCUUCAGACGCACAGUUGGUGACAGUUCUGGCAGCUGAAAAAGCCCAGCUUGCUUUUAAAAUGGAUAAUUCCAUGGAGCUCGAGGACAUUUCAAAGCAUCUCCCGGGAAGAGCAUGAAAACCCUAUUCGUGUCCUCUGUCUGAUCUAACAAACAACAACCUUUGAUGCUCCAACUCCCCUUUUUUAUAGACAUGUGUAAAAAUUUUAAUUCUGCCGGUGUUUGGAAAAAUGGGGCUCUAGGUUUCUCUCACUGUGUUCCGGAGCUGGUCACAAGCCCCCCCCCCCGCAAAGCUUUAACAACAUCGUGUAGCAUUUGAAGGUGUGUUGUGACGUUGGAUUACGAAAACCAUGCUCCUUUUGCUUUUGCUGUACUUUAUUUUGCUGUAAUGAUUUAGUUGAUUAUAUAGAUGACUGUUCUGCCAACUGUUGUACUUCGUGUGUUUGGUCCUUUAAUGAUGGGAUAAGUGGCCACAAGGUGGAAAGAAAUGGGCAAGUUCCCCACCGCUGAGGAAAGGGUGUCGGAUGUGUCCAUGGCGCUCACUUUUGUGAUAAAUCUGGGAACCUAGCAGUGGAUCUGGCAAUGAAAAGCAUCCCCUCUCCUAGCCACAAAGAUAGGAAAGCGAAUUCUUCCCACUUUUCCCCACCCAACGAAACAUCUAAGGAAUUACGUGCUCAAAACAACUGCCCACCUACAGCCUCCCUCCACUUGGCCCGGUGUUGCCAACUUUUCUGUUCUAGGCUUGGGGUGGGACGGUCUUUCUCAAAUUAGCACUCCCUAGAUGAAAAGGCUGGCUUAGGGACAAUGGGAAUACUUAUGUGACUGGUCUAAGGACCGUAAACAAACUAUUAUUAUCACCAUUAUUAAUGGGUGUUUCAACCUCAAGCAUCCAGGAAGUGUCAGCUUGAGGGAGGCUAGUUUAGAAGGCGGCUCUGUCAUGGCAUGGUUUCAGGACGUGGUGACCUCGCAGUCCAAGAUGGAGGCAGCAGCUGGAGGGCUAAAGCCGUGGUUCUCAAAACAGGUCUCUCCAGAUUUUCUUGGGCUGUAGUUCCCAGAAACCGCCUGUGCUGGCCAGGAUUUCUGGGAGUUGUAGUCCAAAAACAUCUGUGGACCCAAGUUUGAGAACCACUGGGUGACACCAGCAAUGUUUUGAGAAACAGGCUUCUGCUGGUAGGGCGUCCUUACCCUUGUUGCCAUCAACAUGCUGGUGGAUAGUCACAUCUGGGUCACCCGCUUUUAGAACAUGAUCAGCUGUGCCACUGGGUAUAUUCUUCCUCCUGAGAUUGAGCUGUUCUACUCGAAAAUUCUCCAUCCUGUCAGUAUUUUGAACUCAUACGAUGACUUCUUCUGGUCAGAGUUACAGGGCAUGUACCGGGACUUAACUGCACAACACUAGAAUAUGUUUGCUCAGUAGAGAGAGGCGAUUUAGUAGGAGAGGGGAAAGGAAACCGAUAAACCCAUUGCUCUCUAGUUUAGAGAGUAAUUGGAUUUUCCUUUUUCCUUCUCUUUUCCUCCUUGAGCCAAAUACUAAAUCAGCAAGUCUUGAGAGCAUUUGAACCUUCUUUUUAACGGGAUGGGCCACCCAAGACAGGGCCAGCUGCACAGUAAAAUGACUUUGCUUUGGAUUUUUCUUCUAGGCAUCUGACGCAUUGAAAACUGGGUGCAGUUUUCACUACUAAUUUUCAAUACACGCAAAAGAACCGAAUGGAAACAUCCUCUCUCCCCCAGUUUUUUGUUGCAUACUACAAGGAAAGGCAAUGCCGAAUUAGUUUUGCCUUUUCAUUCCCCCUCACAACUGUAAAUAACAAUUUUCUAUUUUACUUUUUUGUGGUAACUAUAUGGAGAUGAAUAUUUUAACUAGAUAAGUUAUAUGAAAUGAAGAAAUUUGUGUCUCAAUAAAAGCCAAACA
Messenger RNA from Pogona vitticeps (central bearded dragon), 5921 nucleotides. NCBI's taxonomy places the organism in Eukaryota, Metazoa, Chordata, Lepidosauria, Squamata, Agamidae. The record is from RefSeq and is a predicted model, not a curated record.